Molecule: messenger RNA, 1312 nt
Organism: Gymnodraco acuticeps
Lineage: Eukaryota; Metazoa; Chordata; Actinopteri; Perciformes; Bathydraconidae
Product: WD repeat-containing protein 11
Exons: 8
Coding region: 131-1312 (393 amino acids)
Cellular component (GO): cytoplasm
Molecular function (GO): protein binding
Source: RefSeq, a predicted model, not a curated record
GUUCUAUUCAGAAACACCGUUUUACUUCCUGUUAGAAAUCUCAACAACAGAGCCGAAGCGCUGAAGCUAAACAACUUUAGCAGCUUUUGGUCAACAAAUAUUAAUGUAGCAAAAAUACUGCGUAGCAACAAUGAUUCCGUACACUGUCAACAUCAAACUCGCGGCUCGGACUCUGACUGGCACUCUCCAUUUGCAGAAUAAAACCGCUGUAGACUGGGGUUGGCAGGGGCUGAUAGCUCAGGGAUGUCACUCCAGUAUUCUUAUCAUCGAUCCAAAGACGUCUCAGACCAUACAGGUGCUGGAGCGGCACAAAGCCAACGUGGUCAAGGUGAAAUGGUCCAGGGAGAACUACUACCACAACCAGAGCUCUCCCUACUGUCUGCGGCUGGCCUCAGGAGAUGCCUCGGGGAAGAUCAUAGUGUGGGAUGUGGUCAGCGGCACCGCCCAUUGUGAGAUCCAGGAGCACUCCAAACCUAUCCAGGACUUGGAGUGGUUAUGGAAUCAGGAUGCGUCUCGUGAUCUACUGUUGGCCAUCCACCCUCCCAACUACAUCGUGCUGUGGAACGGAGACACGGGCACCAAGCUGUGGAAGAAGAGCUACGCUGAGAACAUCCUCUCCUUCUCAUUUGACCCCUUUGACCCCUCCAAUAUGGCAUUGCUGACCAGUGAAGGAAUAGUCUUUAUCACAGACUUCUCCCACUCCAAACCCCCGGGCAGCGCUGGUAAAAAGGUCUACAUCGCCAGCCCCCAUGCAAGCCCCGCCCACACCAAGCCUGCCUCCGCCAUCUCCCUUGCCCCCACAGGCGCCAAGAAGGCCCUCAACAAGGUCAAAGUGCUCAUCACCAAUGAAAAAACCCACAUGUUUCUACUUUGUGUGCAUCCCCCGGUCCUCCUCUUCCUGUGGCGCUGCAGUGCGGAGGCGGUGACGUUGAACGACUGUCUUCAGCUGUCCUACCUGCCGUCCAAGAGGAACCACAUGCUGCUGCUCUACCCCAGAGAGAUCCUCAUCCUGGACCUGGAGCUCAGCCAGACCGUGGGGGUGGUGGCCAUCGAGCGCUCCGGGGUGCCCUUUGUUCAGGUGAUUCCCUGCGCUCAGCGGGAUGCCCUCUACUGUCUCCACGAGAACGGCUGUAUCACCCUCCGAGUGUGUCGCUCCACUACAACCCAAGAGGAAGCAACAGACCCCGAGCAGAGUACCCACGAGCUGGUGUACGACCUGCGUUCUCAAUGCGAUGCCAUCCGUGUCACCAAGACAGUCCGGCCAUAUCGCAUGGUUCAUCUGCCCCCGUCAACGAGAAUAGCGCUGCGCUAA